GAGAGCGAGGCGCAUUCGCUCCGAUCGCUCCCGUCUCCCGGCAUCUAACUGAAAAGGGAGAAUUUUUACAGAACACCAGCAAGCAGACGAGGACGAGGACAACUGUGAGGAUUAUUUCCUGUAAAAACAUCACCUCGGCUUGUGGAUACUGUGCAUCUGUGGAGUGUGUGUGUGUGUGGGAGUGUGUGUUCCCUGUCCUGAAGUUAUACAGGAUGCGAGCGGGGGAUGAACAGAAUGUGGCGCGGCAGGAUCCUUCGAGGCAGGAACGCCAGCGCUGCUUCUAGCCACUGACGAGCGCGUCAGGACCGCUCUCUCUCUUUCCUCAUUUCUCUCUUUCUCUUUACCCCUCUCUGUCCUUUUUUCUCUUUCUGUCUCUCCUUCAUUUGAAUCCUCAGAGAACAUCACGGAAUACAGCAGACGGACAAGGGGAAAGAUUCAUCACACGAUCCUAAAGAGGACACGAAACGAGGAUUUAACCGAUAAGACACAAUCGAGAACGGAUCUCAGGCAGCUUGUCAGAAGACUUUGAGAUUUUUAGCCGGUGCGCUGCUCGCUUUUCAUCCUGGUUGUGGAUGUUGCGUGGAACCUCGGAAAAGCUUCUGCAGGGAACAGACGAGAACUCUCAUCCUCACGCUACAGCGACUGUGACAGCACAUUUUGUUCUUAUCUGACUCAAUAUCAUCUGGAGUACUUCUCAACCAACGUUGUGAGGAUCUGAGGAACGUACACCAGUUAAUUACAGCAGGAGAUUUAAACUGACAGUGAGGAAAAGUGAGAUUAUUGAUGAGCAGGAAACUUCGCCAUGGCUGAAAGGAAGAUCGUUUUUCUAUGUGAGCCGUGACAGAAUGGUGGACUGCCUGAGUCGAGUCAUGUUGCACACAGCUAUAUCUUGCUGGCAGCCAUUGCUGGGACUUGCCCUGGUGGCCGUCUUCUUAGGCUCUGCCCUUGCCUGCCCUUCCCGCUGUGAGUGCUCUGCCCAGAGUCGCUCCGUCAUCUGCCAUCGGAAACGUUACCCGGCCAUACCAGAUGGUAUUCCCAUUGAAACACGUGUUCUGGACCUCAGCAAGAACCGCAUCCAGGCCAUCAAUCCAGAUGACUUCUCUGUCUACCCACACAUUGAAGAGCUGGACCUGAGUGGCAAUAUCAUUGCCUAUGUAGAACCAGGUGCUUUCAACUUACUCUCUAGUUUACACACGCUCAGUUUGAAGAGCAACCGCAUCAAGCUCCUGUCGCUGGGCGUAUUCACUGGGCUUUCGAAUCUCACCACGCUCGACAUUAGUGACAAUAAGAUCGUCAUCCUGGUUGAUUACAUGUUCCAGGAUUUGCAUAAUCUCAAGUCAUUAGAUGUAGGGGACAAUGAGCUGGUGUAUAUCUCGCACCGAGCGUUCAAUGGCCUGAUUUCACUGGAGAGUCUAACACUGGAGCGCUGUAACCUGACCAUGGUGCCAACGGAUGCCCUGUCCCACCUUCACAACCUGGUGAGCUUGCAUAUGCGCUACCUCAGCAUCAGCACCCUCCAACCUUAUUCCUUCAAGAAACUAUUCCGCCUGCGCCACCUGGAGAUUGACAACUGGCCUUCACUGGAUGUUUUCCCAGCUAACACUUUACAUGGCCUCAACCUCACCACACUUUCUGUCACCAAUACCAAUCUGUCCACAUUCCCCUACCAAGCCCUGCGCCACAUGCCUUACCUCACACACCUGAACCUGUCCCACAGCCACAUCCGCGCUGUGGAAGGAGGUCUGCUGCAGGACCUGGUGCGUCUCCGUGAGCUGAGAUUAGCAGCAGCCCAGCUGGUGUCUGUGGAGCCCUAUGCCUUCCAGGGUCUACGUUGGCUCAGGCUACUUGACGUGUCCCAUAACAGGCUGGACACUUUGGAGAAGGGUGUGUUCCACUCUCCAGAGUCCCUGGAAGUAUUGCUCAUCCACGACAAUCCUCUCGUGUGUGACUGUCGGCUCAUGUGGCUGCUGCAGAAGCGGCACUCGAUCUCAUUUGGAGAAGACCAACCUGAAUGCAGUACGCCUGAGGGAAUCCGCGGGCGUCCUUUCAAGGAGUUCAAGGAAACCCUGUUGUCCUACUAUGUGACCUGCACCAAGCCCAAGAUCCGAGAGAACCGGACACAGCUGGUGUCAGUAGAGGAAGGGCAGCCUGCCCAGCUACACUGCAGUGCCGAGGGGACUCCUCGCCCCACCAUUUCCUGGGUCACACCACGCCGGAGACAUCUAACUAACAGGAGUCAUGGAAGAGUAAUGGUGCACAACAAUGGCUCACUCUAUAUCAAGGCAGUGGAGCUUCAAGAUGGCGGCGUGUAUGUAUGCGUGGCCUCCAACACAGCUGGAAAUGACACGCUCAUGGUGUCCUUGGCCGUCAAGAGUCUGGGCUCGCUCUAUGCUAAUAGGACCCAGUACUACAUCGAUCCUAACAGUACUACUGCCAACAGCACCAAUUCCCCCAACACAACCUUUGGCCUGGACCUAAAGACCAUCCUGGUUUCUACAGCCAUGGGUUGUUUCACAUUCCUUGGAGUCGUCCUAUUCUGUUUUCUGCUCCUGUUUGUAUGGAGUCGGGGCAAAGGAAAGCACAAAAACAACAUUGAUAUAGAGUAUGUGCCACGCUCCAAGUCCAACGGGGCCUCGCCUGAGGAAGCAGAACAGACCUCUGGCCCUCGCCGCUUUAACAUGAAAAUGAUUUAAGUGGAUUUAAUGGAAUACCAGUGGGAAUUUAUGCACACAGACCCAUUGAUGGGACCAGCCAUGUCAGGAUGUACACGUGCCCUCGACACAACACCCAUGCGGAUGUUUUCCUGAACUCUAAUGGGAGGAAAAUGCGGGAAAGUAUGUGUCAAUAAUGAACUAUUUUCAAUUUAUAUGAAUCCCUCUUAGUAAGAGGAUGCAUUCAAAGACACUUUUAAAAAAAAAAUUGUGUACAGGACAGAUUUGUAAAAUUCAAGUAUUACCCUUAUUUGUUGGCUCACAAAAUUUGGCCUUCUCACUUCUACAGCCCGACAAACCAUAAAACUGUUUCCCUCCUCCACUGCACCACAUAUAUGUACGUAAUACUUAAUUAUGUAUGUGUAUGUUAACAUGUAAGUCACUUUCUAUUAUUUGCAAUAUUCACAAGAUGCAAUGUCAGCCAAUUUUGCCAUUCCUCUCGCUGUCGGAGAACCCAUGGCCCACUCCUGAAACUGUUUGUGAACAAAGGACAAAGGGCUUGGGUGGCUUUCAAAUGUUAACCCGAAGAAUGUGUGUGCUGUUGAUCUAACCCCAAAUUAUACAGUAAUACUAUAUUUGUUUAUAAUAUUGAAAAAUGUUAAAAAUAUAUAGAAGACAUUAUUUAAAAAAAACCCAUUGAAUUCAAACUGCAUAAUACAAGGUGAAUAAGUGAAAAUUUCAAAGUAAUUUAAAAACGUGCACUGAGUUGCCUUUUUAUUUAUUCUAAUAAAUUCGCACCUCAGUGUAUAAACACAGUAUAUACACACACUGAGUCGACUGUUUAUUAGAUAUCCAGGAUCUAAAAAAUUGCCGACUCAGUGUAACGACUUUUUAAUCUACAUUUUUGCAUUUGUUUACGUAUGCACAUGGACUAAGUUUUCUGUCCUAAUUUUGUCUUUCUUUUGAUCUUAAUGCUAACCUGAUGACAAAGUCCAUGUCCUCAUCCACAAUGUAAUCAUCUGAAUUAUUUUUUUACUUUUAUUUUUAAUUAUUAUUUUUGUCCCCAAUUAACAAAAUUUGGGCUUUGUCGUGGUAGUUUCUCAUUUUGUUGUUGAAUCAUUUAGAUUGUAAAGAGUUCAAAAAAAAGAUGAAAAAAUACAUGUAUGUGGAAUAAAGAAUAUUGAUUUGUA
This is a messenger RNA of Pangasianodon hypophthalmus (striped catfish), 3841 nucleotides long. RefSeq names its product leucine rich repeat and Ig domain containing 2 (gene lingo2). The coding region runs from base 846 to 2693 and encodes 615 amino acids. Lineage: Eukaryota; Metazoa; Chordata; Actinopteri; Siluriformes; Pangasiidae. Gene Ontology annotation, molecular function: protein binding. Gene Ontology annotation, cellular component: plasma membrane. The transcript has 5 exons. The record is from RefSeq and is a predicted model, not a curated record.